Messenger RNA from Olea europaea var. sylvestris, 1246 nucleotides. Its product is annotated as carboxymethylenebutenolidase homolog. The record is from RefSeq and is a predicted model, not a curated record. NCBI's taxonomy places the organism in Eukaryota, Viridiplantae, Streptophyta, Magnoliopsida, Lamiales, Oleaceae. The transcript has 3 exons. Gene Ontology annotation, molecular function: hydrolase activity. The coding region runs from base 155 to 1081 and encodes 308 amino acids.
AGAUCACUCAAAUGAUUCAUAUUCCUCUACUUGAAUUUGCGGCCCAAAUUCUUCAAGCAGCAGAUAUUUCCAUAUAGAUAUUUUUCAUGCACAUGAUCAGCCAGUUAAGCUGUUUGUCUACCACUUCAAAGUGAGAAAUAAAGAAGGAAAUUAAAUGGGGUGGAGUUCAGCUCCUCCUGUGUUUUCAGCUUGGCCGGUUUACAAGCAGCAUUAUCGGGGGCGGCCGCCAGUAUCCAGUGUCCCUCAGCUACACUUAUCUAGAUGCAAGUUUGAUCCUGGGAGACAUUGGAUAUCUUUUCCAAAGGGCAAAACCAAUAAAUUCGAAGUAUCUUGUAGCCAAGUCGAAGUCGAAGAGAGCUUAAGCGAUGAAGCUUGUGAACUCGUGAAUGGGACAGAACUUAUAAUCGGAGAAGGAGAUGAAAGUAUAAGUGCACAUCUUUUCCAAGCAGUGAAGAACAAUAAUGCAACUGGAAUAUUGUUACUGUCUGAUAUUUAUGGGUUUGAAGAAUCGUCCACUAAAGAUUUUGCGUAUCGCGUUGCUUGCAAUGGCUACAAUGUUCUAGUUCCAGAUUUGUUUCAUGGCGAUCCAUGGACAAAAGACAAGCCUAUGUCAUAUAUCGAACAGUGGCUUGCCAAGCAAAACCGACAACGAGUAGCAAAAGAUGUAUUUGCAUCAGCUAAAUGGAUGAUGAAUGAAUUUGCAGCUGUCGGAAUCUCAAAGAAGCUUGGAAUCAUCGGGUUUUGCUUUGGGGGCGGUCGAGUUGUAGAUAUUCUAAGCCAUGACCAGGAUACGUGUUUUGGUGUGGGGGUAUCGUUUUAUGGUACGAGGAUUGAAUCAUCUGCUGCUAGCAAUAUAAAGGUGCCUUUAUUACUAAUUGCAGGAGACAGUGACCCCCUUUGUCCUAUCGAUGUUUUAGAAGAUAUCGAAAAGAGGAAUAAGGAAUCGAAAAUGGUGGUUUUUAGGGGAAGGGAUCAUGGUUUUGCUCAUAGGCCUCAGACUCCUGAAGAAGAUGAAGAUGCAGAAGAGGCUUUCAAGAUCAUGAGAGAUUGGCUGCAUGAUGGCUUGUUGGUGCAAAAUUGAGAUGUACACAAUUGGCACAUUCAGUAAAAUGGAUUGAAAGUGCUGGAUAGUAUUAUGAAAGAAAGAGAAGUUAAUAUUUAAUUCACGUUCUAUUUCUUACUUUGUACUAAGCAUGUGCAACAUAAUUAUGACUAGAAUGUUUAUGUUCUUUGGUUUUUGUGCACU